CAGCGGCCUGUGGGCUGUGGCUUCCGCGUGUCCUGGCCCCCGCUUCCUCUCAGGCUCGUCUCGGCGUUCUGCUUCUGUCUGCCUCACUGCCUCUCAAUGAGUCUCCCGCUUUCUUCGCUUUUGGUGGUUGGCUUUCGUGUUUGUAGUCUCUUUCUCCUGCUUCGGUCUUCCCGGCCUUGGUCGUUCUCCCAGGCGUUGCUGUCCAAGAGCUGAGAGCCUGCCUGCGCGCCCAGCUCUGCCUGGAGAGAGACGGAGGAACCGGGGUCCUUCCUGCGCAGAGGUCAUGGAAGAGGUGACGUCCUGCUCCUUCAACACCCCUGUGUUCCAGCAGGAAGAGAAGAGAGGGAUCACCUACCGGAUCCCAGCCCUGCUCUACGUACCCCCCACCCACACCUUCCUGGCCUUUGCAGAGAAGCGCUCUACAAGCAGGGAUGAGGAUGCUCUCCACCUGGUGCUGAGGCGAGGGUUGAGGACUGGGCACUCGGUACAGUGGGGACCACUCACGCCACUGAUGGAAGCCACGUUGCCUGGGCAUCGGACCAUGAACCCCUGUCCCGUGUGGGAGCAGAAGAGUGGCUGUGUGUACCUGUUCUUCAUUUGUGUGCGGGGCCAUGUCACUGAGCGUCAGCAGAUUGUGUCAGGCAGGAAUGCUGCUCGCCUCUGCUUCAUCUGCAGUCGGGAUUCUGGCUAUUCAUGGAGCGACGUGAGGGACCUGACGGAGGAGGUCAUUGGCCCAGAAGUGAAGCGUUGGGCCACGUUUGCUGUGGGCCCAGGCCACGGCAUCCAGCUGCGGUCGGGGAGGCUGAUCAUCCCUGCAUACGCCUACUACAUCCCUUACUGGUUCUUUUGUUUCCUGCUACCAUGUAAAACCAGACCCCAUUCCCUGAUGAUCUACAGUGAUGACCUAGGGGCCACAUGGCACCAUGGCAGGUUCAUUAAGCCCAUGGUGACAGUGGAGUGUGAAGUGGCAGAGGUGACCGGGAAGGCUGGCCACCCUGUGCUGUAUUGCAGUGCCCGGACACCAAACAGGUGCCGAGCAGAGGCUCUUAGCACUGACCACGGUGAAUGCUUUCAUAGGCCGGCCCUGAGCCACCAGCUCUGUGAGCCCCCGCAUGGCUGCCAAGGCAGUGUGGUGAGUUUCCGGCCCCUGGAGAGCCCAUGUGGGUGCCAGGACCCUACUGGCAAAGAUGCCCCUACUGUUCAGAGCCCUCUGCUGGACAGUUCUCUGAGGCCAGAACAGGAAGCUAGAAUGCUGUCAGAAUCAUGGCUCUUGUACUCACACCCAACCAGUACAAAACGGAGGGUUAACCUCGGCGUCUACCUCAACCGGACCCCCUUGGAGGCUGCCUGCUGGUCUCGACCGUGGAUCUUGCACCAUGGGCCCUGUGGCUACUCCGAUUUGGCUGCUGUGGGGGAUGGCUUGUUCGCAUGUUUAUUUGAGUGUGGGGCCAAGUGGGAGUGUGAGAAGAUUGCCUUCCGCCUGUUUACAGACCGAGAGAUCCUAAGCCAUGUGCAAGGUGACUGCACCAGCCCUGGUAGGAACCCGAACCAGUUCAAAACUAAUUGGCUUAGGAUCCAGCUUUCCACAGAAGGGAAACCAGUAGAAGGCAGCCACAGCCAGGGUGAUGGAGGCCAGGACAGCAGAGGUUACUGAAGCUACAGGGAAUCCCAAAACUUAACAUUCUGCUCUCUACCUUUUUUUACCUCUCCAAAGAGGAAAAUGAAAAAUUUGCCAUAGCUACUGCAGUAGAAAUAGCACUGAAUUAUGUGAAUUAGGAGACCGUGAUAUGAUCCUGGGCCUGCCACUGGCUGGUUCUGGGACCUUGAACUCUUCGGGCCUCAGGGCUUCAUCUGUAAAAUGAGGUGAUUUGUUAUGUGAUUUCUCUCCCUCCUAUCCCUGGGGAAGGCAGAGUGCCUGCUUACUCCGUGAUCAGCAAGUCCUGGCUGCAUAUUGGACUCUGAUCUCAAAGUGGAAAUCACAGGUCUUCUCAUCUUUCAAAUCCAGCUGUGAGGUGACAAGCAGGUACCAUGCCAUAAAGAAAGGUGUGGACUGUUUGUUCAGUUUUUAAUAACAAACACCCACACCCUUCUAAUCGUGCUCAGAGCUCUGUAGGCUGUCCUAGAGGAACUGGGCAAAACAGCAGAAUGAUAACCUCACCUGCCUCCUUCAGCUUUGCAGCUCUGCUCACCCUGCUGUUCCUCAUCCAGAAGGUGUUAUUUCCUAGGGAGGAAAUGAUGGCCGUACUCCUGUGAAAGAUGAACCUGAAGUUCAUGUAUUAAGAUGGCUCCUGAUGGGAAAAAGACAUGGCUUAGGGCUUUAAAGCACUGGCAAAACCUCCCACAGUCUCUGCUCUUAAGGAGCUCACAGUUUAUGAGGCCAGAAGAGGGAGAAAAUUAAAAAAAUAAAUGCAGCGGGUAGGAUAGUUUGUAGAUGUUGGCACUCAGUUGGUGUGAUGGUAGCUCAUUGUCCUCGUUGCAUCUUUGUUGUGCCUGGAGUCUGCCCCAGCGCUUGUCUAGGCUGCUGGGUUUCCCCUGAGUUGGUUUUUCUUAGAAUACUGUCCUGGCCCAGCACUUCAUUGGCCAGCGGAGAAAGUCUCCAAACUUAGGAAGGUUGGUGGACACCCCCAAACCGCUGAAUCUAGUCUGUUUGUUUGGACCUGUUGAAAUCACCAUUUGUGAAGUGGGGAUGGCAUUUGUCUAGUAGUUGUGAGGCUGAACUUUGCCAGUAGUGGAUCUCGUGGAUGAUACCAGAUCAGUUGCUCUUACUUUAGAUUGUUUCCCCUGUAGUCUUCUUACUGUGAGAGAGGUUCUAUCAUGAGAUUUCUUUUUUUGUCUCCCUUAAGCUGGUAUAUCAGCUAAAUACAAAGUGGAGGGAAAACAGGUGUGCACUUGUUCGUAUGGGAAAUAAUACAAUAAUAAACUUGCUCUGCCCCACCCUGAAUAUGUGACACUAGCCAGUGAGACCCCCCAGUGGUAGAGCACAGCCUAGGAUGCACCUGUCAGGUGGGGGAAGAGCCCUACAGGUGGGAAGUGGGGGUUAGCUUCACUCACUUUAGCAUGUGGCUUAAGCCCAUGUCUUAGUGUGGCCUUUCAUACAUUUGCUGUCAUCUUCCCAGAAGUUAUUGUAAUCAUUCAUUCACUUAUAUAUACAUUUAUGUAAAUAUUUCUUGAGUGCCCAUGUAAGAAAUAUUUGCAUAAUGUAAGGUGCUUUCUGUUGCCAGUCCCUGGUUGAAAACAAUUUGUGGCUCUUCAUUGCCAGUUAAAGGGUAUUUACAUUGAUCAUGGCAUGUAGGGCCUUCACUUGUUGGGUGAAAUAAUGAUUACUUAUCUCUACUUCUUAAUAUGAAGCCCAUUGUCAAAGAAGACCUCUAUCAAGUUGGCAAGUGGAGGAAGGUAGGGACUUGGGGGUGGGCAGAGUGGUGGUGCAGGGAAGAGGGUUGAAAGGGCAUCCCCCUCCUGGGUAGUAGAAACUUCUUGUUCAGCAAAAUGUUCCUGAGCACUAUAUUCUGAACAGAUAGGGAUGGUGAGGAUGGAUGGCUGAGCUCUGCCAUCAGGCUAAAGGGUGGAGAGAAUGAGACUCAGGAUUUCUUUGGGACCAGCCAAGAAGGGCAUUGAGGAAGGGACUUCAGUGGCAUGCCCACGUGGACCACAGAUGGUUAGUAUAAUACUCACAGGACGUCUCAACUACCCCUCAGUUGCCCUCUUCAUCCUCCUUCCCCUUUGCCUCGGGUUUGUUUCUCAUAGUGAGAAACUCUCUGAAUAGGCAAUAAAUUCCCUUAAUAGGUAAAGGGCCUACGUGCACAUAUCAGGAAUAGCCAGAAAAGAGGGUUGGGGACAGGCUUAAUCCCGAAUGAGGAUGAGAGAGAGGGACUGAGUGAGCGAUGGCAGCUUUGAAGAAAAAGAACAGCAGGCAGACGUCCUGGCACCUUUAGGAAGAGAGAAAGUAGUACAGACAUGAGGCCUCGGCUGGACAGGUGGUGUAGGUGGUGGUUGCUGUGAGGAACGAAUGAUACCAGGCUGGAGCUAUUCCCCAAAACGUGUGGGAACAGAAGGAGCCCUGCUCAGGGCAGCAGGUGAGGCAGCAGAGAAGUUCCUACCCAACCCUGCAACUUGAAGCUGGCUCAACUUGUUCAUGCUCCAGGUGACCCA
Molecule: messenger RNA, 4149 nt
Organism: Phyllostomus discolor (pale spear-nosed bat)
Lineage: Eukaryota; Metazoa; Chordata; Mammalia; Chiroptera; Phyllostomidae
Gene: NEU3
Product: neuraminidase 3
Biological process (GO): oligosaccharide catabolic process; ganglioside catabolic process
Cellular component (GO): lysosome; cytoplasm; membrane
Molecular function (GO): exo-alpha-sialidase activity
Source: RefSeq, a predicted model, not a curated record